This is a messenger RNA of Helianthus annuus (common sunflower), 1314 nucleotides long. Its product is annotated as protein DETOXIFICATION 46, chloroplastic. The record is from RefSeq and is a predicted model, not a curated record. Lineage: Eukaryota; Viridiplantae; Streptophyta; Magnoliopsida; Asterales; Asteraceae. The transcript has 10 exons. Bases 1 to 1011 code for a protein of 336 amino acids.
AUGUCAAGUGGAGAUAAUGGCAACGAUGUUCCAUAUGCCAUGGUUCUUCUCAUCAAGUCAAUAUCAAGGCCAAUUCCCCUAAUAAAAAAUGUAUAUAUCUUUUUGUGCAGUCUUGAAAUGAAGGAUUCAUGCGGACCUUUGAAGGCUUUGGCAGUCGCAAGUGUUGUCAACGGCGUUGGAGAUGUGGUCCUCUGCUUAUUCUUUAACUAUGGCAUUGCGGGAGCAGCGUGGGCAACAAUGGCAUCUCAGAUUGUUGCAGGAUUUAUGAUGAUUGAAUCUUUGAAAGAUAAAGGGUAUAUUGGUUAUGCCAUUGCUGUUCCGUCAGCUAAUGAACUUCUACAAAUAUUCAAGCUUGCUGCUCCCGUAUUUAUGAUGAUGAUGUCAAAGGUGGCAUUAUAUUCGCUACUUAUAUACUUUGCUACAUCAAUGGGCACACAAACCGUUGUUGCUCAUCAGGUCCUUAUCCAAAUAUACUCUAUGUUCAUCGUAGGGGGUGAGCCCCUUUCUCAAACUGCACAAUCAUUUAUGCCUGAGCUUAUAUAUGGUGCCAAACGAAGUCUAUCAAAGGCAAGAAUGUUGUUGAAGUCACUGGUUAUAAUUGGUGCAACUUGCGGUUUAAUACUCGGUGUUGCCGGUACUAUUGUUCCUUGGUUAUCACCUAAAGUAUUUUCACCUGAUCCUCAUGCCAUAAAGAAGAUGCACACAGUUUUACUACCACACUUUAUUGCAUUAUCUGUGACAGCAUGUACCCAUAGCCUUGAAGGAACAUUGUUGGCUGGGCGUGAUUUGAGAUUUAUUAGUGUAUCAAUGACCACAAUCUUUACUUUGGGUGGCCUUCUCCUCUUGUUAUUUAGCAAUUUGGGAUUUGGUUUGCCUGGCUGCUGGUGGACAUUAGCGUUGUUCCAAUGGUCUAGGUUCACUAUUGCUCUACUACGUCUCAUCUCGCCAAAUGGCAUCCUUUACUCUGAGGACAUGACUCGUUAUGAACUCGGGAAAGCUAGCACAGCCUAAGGGCAUGGACCCUAAUUGGUAACUAUUUUGAAUCCCAUUAAUAUCAGGGAUGAUUCAAGUUUUUUCUUUGAUGCACCAUCCUUUUCAAAAUCCAUCUAGAAUUGGCGGAGGCAUGAUUUUUUUUCUUUCCAACGGGGUCACUAAGUUUUGGUGUUCUUAUGUAUAAACUUGAUUUACAUAUUCUUCGGUCGGGUCGAUUUGGACUCAAAUGAACUAUAAUCCUCAAAGGAACUUUAGUUUCUAAUACUUUGUACUCAUUUAAGUUUAUACAACUAUAAUCCUCAUAUGAACUUUGGUUUCUAA